GAUUGCUUUAAAUAAUGAUUAAAUGACUUGAUUUACUCAGUAACUUGUAUUAAAAACUCUGUUUUGAGCUCUUGUAAGCGAUCUGAGGUGAUCUUUGAACAUGAUUCACUUGACCCAGAGAACCCCGCAAAGUCAUACAAAUCGAGAGGUUCAAAUCUUGGUGUUCAUUUUAAGAGCACUCAUGAAACUGUCCAGGACAUCAAGGGUAUACAUAUCCAAAAAGCCACCAAGUAUCUGAAGGAUGUCACUUUACAGAAGCAGUGUAUGCCACUUAUCGUUAACAGUGGUGGAGUUGGUAGAUGUGCCUGCAGUGGGACUGGACACAAGGUUGGUGACCCAAAGAGUGCUGAAUUUUUGCUGUAUAGAAUUUAAAAAUGCAGAGAGUAAAGUUGAACUUAAUAAGGGGUUAGAUGUAGAUUCUCUGGUCAUUGAGCAUAUAUUCAGGUGAACAAGGCACCCAAGAUGCACUGUCGUACAUACAGAACUCAUGGCGGAUUAACCCAUGCAUGAGAGCCCCUUGCCACAUGGAAAUGGUCCUAACUGAAAAGGAGCAAAUUGUACCUAAACUGGAAGAGGAAGUCACACAGAAGAAAAAUAUACCCCUGAAGAAACUGAAGAAGAAAAACUUAUGGCGUGGGAAUAAAGUCAGCAUAAAAUAAAUGUGGAUGAAAGUAAAAAACAAACAAAAAAACCUCUGGUUUGAAUUUUGGUUCAUUUCUGCAAAACUUCUUUCUUUUAAGGAUUCUAUGUGCUUUCAAUAUAGUUGGAAAGAUAUAAUGAAUAUACUGCUAUUUCCUAUCUGGGUUGAAAUGACUUUAUAUUUUAAGUUAUUUUAUAUAGUUUGUAGGAAUAAGAAAGACAUAAUGUAAAACAACUUUUUGGAGGUUUUAAUAAGAGGUUAAACAUAGCAGACCUUAGAAAAAUAAAAAAAAUAUUUCAUGUACAAUGAAUAUACACCACAUCUAAAUACUUUUGACAAAUAUCCUUAUUAUAAUUGUAGCACACUUUUUUUUUUGUAGUUUUUGUAUCUACACAAAGAACAAUCUUCCUUUCUUGUCACUUUGAGAUCUGUGCAUAAGAAUAUUGUACUUGAAAGGAAGGAAAACUAAGAUAAAACUUACUGCCUUGUCUGGAGUCACAUGUACUUAGGUGACAAUUUACAGAAAGUUAACUCUGCAACUUGAUGGGCGACAACCUUUUUCAACCAAAAAAUAAUUCAAAAAUGGCAGAACUCUUUAUGGAAUGUGAAGAAGAAGAGCUGGAACCAUGGCAGAAGAAAGUAAAAGAGGUCGAGGAUGAUGAUGACGAUGAGCCAAUUUUUGUUGGAGAAAUAUCAAGUUCAAAACCAGCAAUUUCAAAUAUUUUGAACAGAGUUAACCCCAGCUCAUAUUCACGAGGAAUAAAGAAUGGUGCACUUAGUCGAGGUAUUACUGCUGCAUUCAAGCCUACAAGUCAACACUACACGAACCCAACAUCAAAUCCAGUGGCUGCCUCGCCAGUAAAUUUUCAUCCUGAAUCUAGAUCUUCAGAUAGUUCUGUUAUUGGUCAGCCUUUUUCUAAACCUGGUUAUAUAACCAACUCAUCACGAGUUGUAUCUAAUAAUUCUUCAGAACUGCUCUUUGACUUGACCCAAGAUACUGGAUUAUCACAUUACCAAGGGGGACCAACACUUUCCAUAGCAGGUAUGAAAGACAGUUUAUUUUUAUCAAAACGUCCUUCUACUUCUGAAGUAAACAGUGUUAAUCCAAAAAAGCCUAAACCCAGCGAAUGUGUUUCUGGAACAAAUUCCUCAGCUGUAUUCCCUGCAGUUAAAUCUCCUUCAGUGACAUCUCCCCAGUCUGUGCCAUCAAAAGGUACAAAUACCUCAUCAAAUCAAUCUAAAAAUGGAACACCUUUUCCAAGAGCUUGUCCAAAGUGCAAUAUUCAUUUCAAUCUUUUGGAUCCUUUGAAAAAUCACAUGAAGUAUUGUUGUCCAGACAUGAUAAAUGACUUUUCAGAACUGCCUAAAACAGAAUUUUCAAGUACAGCAAAUAAAAAUAAGAAUAUUGAUUCAGAGAAAGGAAAAUUGAUCAUGUUAGUUAAUGACUUUUAUUAUGGAAAACAUGAAGGAGAUGUCCAGGAAGAACAGAAGACUCACACAACCUUUAAAUGCUUCAGUUGCUUGAAAAUUCUAAAAAAUAAUAUUAGGUUUAUGAACCACAUGAAACACCAUUUGGAACUUGAGAAGCAGAGCAGUGAGAGCUGGGAAAACCACACCACCUGCCAACACUGCUACCGGCAGUUUCCCACACCAUUUCAGCUGCAGUGUCACAUUGAGAGUACACACACCCCGCAUGAAUUUUCUACCAUUUGUAAAAUCUGUGAGUUAUCAUUUGAAACAGAACAUGUUCUUUUACAACAUAUGAAGGACAAUCAUAAACCCGGUGAAAUGCCAUAUAUCUGCCAGGUUUGCAAUUACAGAUCUUCAUCAUUUUCUGAUGUAGAAACUCAUUUUAGAACAUCCCAUGAAAACACAAAGAACUUGCUCUGUCCAUUUUGUCUCAAAGUUAUUAAAAUUGCAACCCCUUACAUGCAUCAUUAUAUGAAGCAUCAGAAAAAGGGAAUACAUCGUUGUUCAAAAUGCAGACUGCAGUUUUUGACAUGCAAGGAGAAAAUGGAUCACAAGACUCAGCAUCAUCGAACAUUUAUAAAACCUAAACAACUAGAAGGGUUGCCUCCUGGAACAAAAGUUACUAUUCGAGCUUCAGUUGGACCUCUUCAGUCAGGAUCCUCAACUACACCUUCCAUUAGUGCAAGCACUUCUACUCUACAACUCUCACCUCCAAGGACUAAAAAUAUAACUGCUAAAAAUCUCAUAAAAUCUAAUACAAAUAAACCUAACACAACCAAAUCCAAUGCGAGUAAACCUAUUGCCAGUAAGCCUAAUGGAAAUAAAUCUAAAUACAAAUCAAAAAUUGUUAAUAUGCAAAAGAAACAAAGCACAUUGGCUAGUAGCAAUAAAAAAAGUAAAGUCAAUACAGCCUUGAGGAACUUAAGGUAUCGUCGGGGCAUUCACAAGUGCAUUGAGUGUUGUUCUGAAAUAAAAGAUUUUGCAAACCACUUUCCUACAUACGUCCACUGUAGUUUUUGCAGAUACAACACUAGCUGUAGCAAAGCCUAUGUAAAUCAUAUGAUGAGCUUUCAUAGUAACCGUCCAAGUAAAAGGUUUUGUAUAUUUAAGAAACAUUCAGAUCAUCUCAGGGGCAUUAAUCUAGUGUGCCUUAAUUGUGACUUCUUAGCUGAUGUUUCUGGCUUAGAUACUAUGGCUACACACUUAAUUCAACAUGAAAAUCAUACUUGCCAAGUUGUACUAGAGAAAGUUUCUGUUUGUAUCCCAACUUCUGAGCAUCUUUCCGAAUUUAAAAAAGAAGCUUUCACUAAGGAACAAGAACCAGUGUCUAAGGGAAUUGCAAGACCUCAUAUGACAGAAGGAGACACAGAAACAUCAAUUUCUGAAAGUAAAGAAGAUAAACUUUCUUCACAAGAAGGAAAAAAUGGAUGUGAUUCAAAUUCACUUCAAGGAUCAUCAGUAACAAAAAGUGAAGAAUGCUUAACGGUUUCAGAUAAGGAAAAUGAUACCUGUCAUGAAGAUCAAGAAAUUGGCUCAAAGAAAGUCUUCGGCUCUGAUUCAAACAUUGGUGCAGAUAAAGUGGAAAAGGAAAAGCAAAUACUGCAUGUUUGUCAGGAAAUGGAGAUCAAGACGUGCCAAAGUUCAGAAAACAUAAUUUCAUAUGAUCAGAUUAAAGAUCACAACUCCAGUGAAACUAGGUUUUCUUCAAAGAAUAUUAAAGAUUUACGGAUAACAUCAGGUGAUGUUAGCAUUGAUCAGUUCUUGAGAAAAAGAAAUGAACCUGAAUCCGUUAGUUCUGACAUUAGUGAGCAAGGCAGUAUUCAUUUGGAACCUUUGACUCCUUCAGAGGUACUUGAGUUUGAAGCCACAGAGAUUCUUCAGAAAGGUAGUGCUGAUCCUUCAGCCAAGACUGAUGAAGUAGUGUCUGAUCAAACAGAUGACAUUGCUGGAGAAAAUAGCACUAGCACAACAGAUUUAACAGUAGACCUGGCAGAUGAAAAAGAAAGAAGUUGAAAUUAAUUAGUCCCUCUGAGUUUUAGUGUACCAGCAGUAAGAGGAAUUGGAACAGUGCUAUCAGGUGAGCUCAGUGUUGUUUUCAUAGAGUUCAGGAAUAGAAAAAAUGUGAAGGAGGUCAUUCAUAUGCUUUAUCUGUACAACCUAGGUUAUUAAAUCAGUUCACUAGUAAUAGCACUAUUUGUAUGGAUUUCCAAGAAGUUGUUUUAAAAACACCAACAGGAUUUUAACGAAGGCUAAGUUUGUAAUAGAAAAGUCUCAUUUGACAGUUUUCAACAUAGUGGGAGUUGGCUGCCAGUAUGAAUUGAUUAUAAGAAUAUUCGUUGUAUUAAUAAAGCUUUUUAAACGUCUAUCAGUUCUAAGCUAAAAGUCCUGAUUACCUGUAUAUCCUUUUCAAUUAAUUUAAAGGAAGAGAUUUGGAAACCGUGUACCUUUUGGGAGUAAUUGGUUUAAAGUAAUAGCUGAUUGGCAUUGUUAAUGAAGGCUUUGAGUAUGAUGCUGGUAAGUGAAGCAUGCUUAGAGUGCUAAAUUGAUCUAAUGAAAAUUUGUAUGAACAUAAAAAUUUUGGAUUUAAUAUAACAUUCCAGUCUGUCAGAAGCAUGUAAACAGAAUAUUUAAAUCUGUGUACCUCCAUACAAACGUUAACCUGCCAGGCUGUAAGCUUACCUUAAUUAAACUUUCAGUGAAAGUGAGAUUAUUAAAAAAUAAAUUUAUAUUUGUGCUUUUUGUCAGUGUGUAAGCUGUGCAGAAAUCUUUGAUGUUCUAGUUGUAUAAAGUAGAAACCCAUUGUGGAAACUCCUGUAGCUCUUAUGCUUCCAGUAUUGUUUUAAUGAUCUUCUCUAGAAAUAGACCCAUAAAAUGGUCUGAAAGUCAAACCAAAGUAUGGUGUAAUGUAGAUAUGUAAAGCUAGUAAAGCAGCAAACUGCAAACGUGUCCUGGCACAUGUUCAGCCAUGUUUAAAUAACUUUUCUUUAAAUGUAAAAAUAGGAACUUCAGAUGGGACCUAAAGCAGUGAUGUAAAAAAUUGAUUUGGGAUUUUAGCCUAAUUUAUCCAUAAGAUGGCUGCUAAAUUGAUUUUCCAGUUUUUGUUUUUUUUAUCACUUAGGAAAUAAUAGAUAUAGAAAUGAAUAAUAUGAAGAAUAGUAGGUUGCUUUGAAGUACUAAUAAAAUUUUAUUUAAAAUGCUACAUUUUUACUUCUUAAAAUGUGCUUUGAAUUCUUAAGUUUUGUUUCACUGAAUGUUAAAUGUUUUGAACAGCUAUUAAAAUUCUGUAUAUAGUAGUUUUUGAGUAAAUAUUUGCAAUAAAAAUCUGUCUAAAUAAGUUAUUUAU
Molecule: messenger RNA, 5453 nt
Organism: Tupaia belangeri chinensis (Chinese tree shrew)
Lineage: Eukaryota; Metazoa; Chordata; Mammalia; Scandentia; Tupaiidae
Gene: ZNF280D
Product: zinc finger protein 280D
Exons: 22
Coding region: 1184-4123 (979 amino acids)
Biological process (GO): regulation of DNA-templated transcription
Molecular function (GO): DNA-binding transcription factor activity, RNA polymerase II-specific; RNA polymerase II cis-regulatory region sequence-specific DNA binding
Source: RefSeq, a predicted model, not a curated record